UUCCCGCAUUUUUCGAAGUUGUCAGUGGUUUGUCAUCAUGAGCAAAGGGAAGGAUGCAGGAGCUGUGAAGGCUAUACUGGCAUACUUGAACAGACAGAAUCGGCCUUACAGUGCCAUUGAUAUCUUCAAUAAUCUGCACAAGGAAUUUGGGAAAACUGCUGUAGUCAAGGGUUGCGAGUCCUUGGCACAGGAUGGUAAAAUCCGAGAAAAGACAUACGGCAAACAGAAAGUUUACGUGGCUGAUCAGAGCCAGUUUGCUGAUGUGGAUGAGUCUGAGAUUCAGUCUAUGGACAAGAGAGUUGCUGAAAUGACAGAGGAGCUAAGGACUAACAUGGCUGACAUCCACAAGGCAGAAACAGAGUUGAAGUCCUUAACAAGUUCCUUGACAACAGCAGAAGCUGAGAGACUGCUUGGAGAAGUCACCCAAAGUUGCCACUCCCUAAAAUCAAAAUUGGCAAGUUUGAAGGAAGGGCAGGUUUUGAUAUCCAAAGAAGACAAAGACAAGAUAUACCAUGAGAGAGCCAAGUUUGUGAAGGAGUGGAGGAAACGAAAGAGAAUGUCCAAUGACAUUCUGGGUGCCAUUUUGGAGGGAUACCCAAAGACGAAAAAACAGCUGUAUGAAGACAUAGGUGUGGAGACAGAUGAAGACUACAAAGUGACCCCACCUGAGCUAUGACCUCACUGCAGGGUCUUCACGUGUAUAGGAAUACAGCCUGUGACCAGGUCAUCACAGCCAGCGUGUGGUAGCUUACCUCACUGCUCCGUGUUGCAAAUGUCUAUAAUUUCAGACAUAAACAAGAGGUUCAGCAACACCCUGCAGGAAGGCUCCACUGUGUUAUCAGCACAGUGUGUUUUGGCUUUGAGAAAUGCUCCACAAAUUAGAAACCACUACUACUGAAUAAACAGGAUAGAAAAUUGCUGAUCUGGAAGAAGAAAGCGACGCGGAUAUUGGGACUGAACACCGCAUUCUGUUCAAACCACUAAAGUAUGAAGUGCUAGAGAAGUUACACUGGAUUACAGAUAAAUAAGCCCAAGUUUUAUAAUGACGUUGAGCAUCGUGAUCGAGUCCUUACGACGAACAAUUUUUUCAGUGCUCGUUUUAUGUGUACAUGUACAUAUCUUUGUUGCAUAAAAUGUUAAU
Liolophura sinensis is the source of this 1141-nucleotide messenger RNA. RefSeq names its product homologous-pairing protein 2 homolog. Lineage: Eukaryota; Metazoa; Mollusca; Polyplacophora; Chitonida; Chitonidae. The record is from RefSeq and is a predicted model, not a curated record. Gene Ontology annotation, cellular component: DNA recombinase auxiliary factor complex; condensed nuclear chromosome. Gene Ontology annotation, molecular function: double-stranded DNA binding; recombinase activator activity. Gene Ontology annotation, biological process: meiotic strand invasion involved in reciprocal meiotic recombination; homologous chromosome pairing at meiosis; meiotic joint molecule formation. The coding region runs from base 38 to 676 and encodes 212 amino acids. The transcript is spliced from 9 exons.